AUGGCCACCAGCAACGCCUACCAGCGCGCUCUGGACCAGCUCGCCCCGCUGGAGCCCAUGCUCGCGGGCUUCGCGCGGCGCAACAAGAACCAGCACCGGCGCGCGCGGUGGUGGGCGUCGUUCGGCAUGCUGCGCCGCGACGUCAACAAGCUGCUCGUCGAGCUCGUCGGGGCGGCCGGGUCCAAAGCCGCUCGUGCCUUGAGUGCUACUACAUCUUCAGCACCUUCUCCGGCGACCUCCGUGUCUUCUGCGGCCCCCAAGGCCAAGAAGACGGCGGCGACGGCAGCAGCAGCAGCAGCAGCAGCAGCAGCAGCACCAAAAGCAAGGAAAUACGAGGACCAGCACCUCCUCGCCACCGCGGACAGGCGCGCCGCCUGGAUCCGCGACGUGCUCGUGCCCAAGUGCUACAUCCAGUUUGGCCAGCUCACGGCCGACAACCAGUUCGCCACGCUGGGCGUCGUGCUGCUGGGCGUGCUGGCGCAGGUCGACGGGGCAUGCUGCGCACUUGUCGGGCAGCGGCGGCUGUCUGUAGAUCAGCAGCAUCAGCAUCAGCAGGAGCGGGAGCAGCCGGAGAUCGCGGAGAAGAGAGGUACAACAACAGAGAUGGUGGCGGCGGCUACUGCUGCUGCUGCUGCUACCGAGGGCCGCAAGGUCUCCAGACCUGGCUCUGCGCCCGUUGACGGCGUGCCUCUCGCAGGUAGGGCGAUUACCCGCGAAGAAGCAGGAGGCGUGAUAUCUCGGGAAGCAGCAGCCGCUGCCGCUGCUACCGCCUCGAUUCAAGCCGGCAGCAGUGGUGGGCGCGCGAAGAUUCCGACUUUGGCCAAAGCGGCUCCGUCGCCGUCAAAAGGGGGCACAGGUACAACUGCGGGUCUAGAAGACGUUUCCGACCUGGAGAAACGUCGCGUCGAGGUGGCACAGAAGAUGCUGAAGCGCAAGCGGGAUUCUGCUGCCGUCGAUACACGUUCCCCUGCUUCGGCCGUGCAUCACGAAGAGGAUGAGAAGGAGCCACAAGACAGCAAGAGCGAUGGGGGCCCCGUGGAGCAAGUCCAAAUAGCUGGCGAGACGACAAAGAGAUCCAAGGUCUCGACGAGCACGGCCGAGUCACCACAGCCUGCAUCAAAGGCUCUCAUUCGUUCGCAAGGGGACGUAACGACGGGCACAAGCACAGGGUCACUCCCGGACAGGAAAAUGACGAAGGAGAAGAAGAUCAGGCCGGCGGAAAUGGAUGGAGAACAACCAAGGAAGAAAAAUUCGAAGAAGAGCUCCGGAAAGGACGACGACGACGAGGGAGAAGAUGCGGGCAGAAAAGAGAAGAAGAAAAAGAAGAAGAAAGGCGGAGGUGGUCGCGACGAGUUUGAUAGUCUCUUCAGCUCUUUAUUCUGA
Messenger RNA from Microdochium trichocladiopsis, 1383 nucleotides. RefSeq lists its product as uncharacterized. The record is from RefSeq and is a predicted model, not a curated record. Gene Ontology annotation, molecular function: rRNA primary transcript binding. The coding region runs from base 1 to 1383 and encodes 460 amino acids. The transcript has a single exon. Gene Ontology annotation, biological process: maturation of 5.8S rRNA from tricistronic rRNA transcript (SSU-rRNA, 5.8S rRNA, LSU-rRNA); nuclear-transcribed mRNA catabolic process, RNase MRP-dependent. Lineage: Eukaryota; Fungi; Ascomycota; Sordariomycetes; Xylariales; Microdochiaceae. Gene Ontology annotation, cellular component: ribonuclease MRP complex.